AUGAAACAGUCACUGCGCGCCUUGGCUGUAAGCAGUCCCGUGUAUGACAAAAUCCACUUUCAAAAACAGAUUGGAGAAAGAUAUCUGGCACCUGAGGAGACCUACAACUGGGUUCAGGCAAAUGCAGUUUACACCAGAUGGCUCAACAGGGACGACGACCCACUCCUCUGGAUUCAUGGAGAGGAAGGACAAGGGAAAACCCCGCUCAUGAUAUCUUUGAUCAACGGGUUGACCGAUAAAGUCGAGAGAAGUUCUCGGCAAAGAGCAUUGGCGUAUGUUUUCUGCUUGUCUCCAAAUGGGUAUCAAAAAGAUGCCGCUUUCAUCGCUCGAAGCAUUCUGCAUCAGGUUCUCUACCAGAAGAAGAACAACGUCAAUGCUUUCCACCACUGGUCGCAGGAAUAUCAAGCAAGAGAUGAUGCGUUGCUAAAUGAUGUACAGAGCCUCUGGAAGAUAUUGCAACUGACAUUGACUGAAGCGAAACUGGUAGUUGCUUAUUUUGUGCUCUAUCGGCCAGAGGAGUGUGAUCCUCAUAUCAUGGCCGUCUUUUCAACCCUUCUUCAGGCUAACCACACCACUUGUCACAUUAAAUGGGUAGUAAUUAGCAGCAAACACUCCGGCGACUACCCAGAAUUAAAAGUCUCAAGGCGCAUAGACCUCGCGACAGCAUCUACGAUCGAGGUUCCGGAUAUCAAACCCAGGCGUUCAAGCCCCAUAAGCCUGAGUCCAAUGUCUCUAGACACGAGAGAGCCUCAAUCAUCCAGACCGACUUCUUGGUCAUCACAUGAAAUGAAGAUACCAUCUCCAGCCGAACAAGAUAUCAAAGUCAGGAACCUAGCGACUGUGGAACGUGAAAGUUCCAAGCAAGACUUACGGCUCUGGGGUUCAGACGAUGGGCAGGAAUGCAUUAAGUUAAUGUUCUUUCCGAAUUCUCGUACUAAGUAUACCAAGGAGUAUCAAGUAGAGCCAGGUUCAUGUGAAGCGAUACUACAUCAGGUCGAGAUCACAAUUCUUCUAUCGGGAGGCUUACAAGUUCCUGCAGCAUCGUUAUUCAAAAAAAUUGAUCCGAAAUGGAUAGAUCCAUGGAAUACUGAUAUACGACUUGAGUACCAACAGGACGACGUUUCAGAGACAAAAGAACCUGUUUCCAGCAAGAGAAUAAAAUUCAGCUUUCCUUCGAAGAAGGAAGAAAAACUAGAAUACCUAAUCAUCCAGUUCCUCAAUUCGGCUGACAGAAAAGAUUUCCUCCGGCAUUGGCCAGGCUCAGAGGUUGCGAAGGGAAAGCAACCUGUGACAGCCUCGGAUUUACUGCCUUAUGUGGCUAGACAUCAACGUAGUUAUUAG
This is a messenger RNA of Letharia lupina, 1341 nucleotides long. RefSeq lists its product as uncharacterized. Bases 1 to 1341 code for a protein of 446 amino acids. The transcript has 3 exons. NCBI's taxonomy places the organism in Eukaryota, Fungi, Ascomycota, Lecanoromycetes, Lecanorales, Parmeliaceae. The record is from RefSeq and is a predicted model, not a curated record.